AUGCCGGCUACAUUGCUGACGUCACUGCUGUGCUGCUCUACAAACCAAGCCUCUCUGACUGUGAGUCCCAGCAGUUCUCAGAUGUUAGAAGGAGAGUUUGUCUCUCUGAGCUGUGAGGAUGACGACAGCUCUGCUGGAUGGAAGCUGAGGAGGAACACAACCAGAGAAACCAGGACUGACUGUGAUGAAUGGGGAAAAUCAGCUGGUUCCUCCUGUAACAUCAGCUUCGCCAACACACUGGACAGUGGAGUUUACUGGUGUGAGUCCAGAGAGGGAGCAACCAGUAACAGCAUCAGCAUCACUGUCACUGGUGGAUCAGUGAUCCUGCAGAGUCCUGUCCUCCCUGUGAUGGAGGGAGAUGAUGUCACUCUGCACUGUAAAAAUCAGACCUCCAACCUCCCAGCUGAUUUCUAUAAAGAUGGCUCCCUCAUCAGGACUGAGCCUACAGGUCACAUGACCAUCCACCAUGUUUCCAAGUCUGAUGAAGGCCUCUACAAUGUCACAGCAGCAGUCAUGGAGAGUCUCCAUCCAGUUGGAUCUCUGUCACAGUGUCUAUCAGAGCCAGAGAUCGUCUACUCCUCACUGAGGAAGACCUCCACACCUUCACACCAGUCUGACCACUGA
Molecule: messenger RNA, 624 nt
Organism: Scomber scombrus (Atlantic mackerel)
Lineage: Eukaryota; Metazoa; Chordata; Actinopteri; Scombriformes; Scombridae
Product: low affinity immunoglobulin gamma Fc region receptor II-like
Biological process (GO): cell surface receptor signaling pathway
Molecular function (GO): transmembrane signaling receptor activity
Source: RefSeq, a predicted model, not a curated record